Heterotrigona itama is the source of this 378-nucleotide messenger RNA. Lineage: Eukaryota; Metazoa; Arthropoda; Insecta; Hymenoptera; Apidae. The record is from the annotation of a GenBank genome assembly.
AUGGCUUCGUCUUUAGGGGGACCAGGAAUGGCGUCGGGUGUUCCGUCACCGCGAAGAGUCAACCUGGAAUUUCCACCGCCUCCACCUUACCCACCGCCUCACAGUCAGAUGGCCUGCUCUGGAUUGGUGGAUCCUGGACCGGUAGCAUCACCCAUAGCGAGUUCUACUCACCAGCAUCCCCUUCAGGAUUAUUCAUACGCUUACUUCGAACCUGGCCCGAGUCGGCUGCAUGGCACAUAUCCGGCGGAAGUUGGCCUGAAUCGUGUGCAGCCGCAGCAACAGCAACAACUGCGCCCGGAUUCGUUCAAGAGGCAUACGUACAUGACACGAUACGGGACGGAGGAGAAUAUUUACGAGGAGAUAUCGGAGAUCAAGUGA